Schistocerca gregaria is the source of this 2687-nucleotide messenger RNA. RefSeq lists its product as uncharacterized. NCBI's taxonomy places the organism in Eukaryota, Metazoa, Arthropoda, Insecta, Orthoptera, Acrididae. The transcript has 2 exons. The record is from RefSeq and is a predicted model, not a curated record. The coding region runs from base 963 to 1451 and encodes 162 amino acids.
UGCAAAUCUAUUGUGCGCCGCCAUGUUGCUUUUCAUUCUGUUUUGUGCUGCAGACUGCGUAUGACUGUGUAAAUGUUAACACAUAAUAAAGUCGUCUUCAUGUAUUUUUGUGUGUUAUUUAACGAUUGCCGCCGCUCCGUAUAUCAGGAAUAGCCACAACUUUUUGACUCAGCUUCAAAUGUGCCCAUCAUAGACUUCAACCUCUUGACAAACUGUACUCAUCCAAAAGUUGUUCACGAAGUUAGACCCAUAAUUUCUGUCUUCGCAGACCAUGGCACCAGUACCAGCGACGGAAAGAGUGAAGAAGCAUCGAGAAAAGAUGAAAGAAAACCUGGAAAAGAGAGAAGUUAAUUGAAGAAAGAACGAGAAAGAGGCAAAUUAAGAAGAUUGCAAGUUAAAGAAAAAUUGAAAAAUAAUCAACGUCUUACAGAUAAGAAUCGAAGAAAAAAGAGAGAGAGAGAGGGCAUUCAGAGAAAAUAAAAAGCUAGAACUCGCAAUAUCAAAAAUUCCAACUGAAUCUUCUCCUAUUGGGACUUAAAAGUGUAAACAGACAUUUGGUAAAGCUGUGAAGAAAGUGUUGAAGAUAUUUCCAGAAAGCCCCAGUAAAAAAUCUGCUGUUAUUAAAAAGAUAGUUUCCGAUAUAAUUGGCUCUGAAACUUUCAUAUGUGAUAUAAAACAUACCAGAACUCCAGUCUUAAGCGAAGAGGAGAAACUAAAAAGUCAAGACUUCUACACUGGGGAUGACAUUAGCCGCCAAGCUCCUGGCUGUAAAGAUGUUGUAACCGUAUGGAAAAAACGGAGAAUGUAAACAGAAAUUCCAAAAGCAUCACUUACUUCUGACUGUCGGAGAGGUUUAUGAGGAAUUCAAAAAACUCCAUCCAGAUAUUUCUGUAGGAAAGUCCAAGUUUUAUUCACUGUGACCACCUUUUGUUCUCCUAUUAUAUACACCACAUAAUGUAUGUAUGUGUAAGUACCACUACAAUUUCAUGAGCAUACUUGAGUGUUUGAGCAAAACUGUUCCAAGCAAUCACAAGAAAUUAUUGAAUGAAUUAAGUUGUAAUUCACAGAAUGACGACUGUGUUUUUGGGUCAUGCCAGGAAUGUCAAAUUAAAUUGAGCAAAUUUAUCCCAGAAGACUUAACUGAAACGAUUGUCUGGAGGCAAUGGGAAAAUGAAGCGAAACAUCGUCCUUGUCUUAGUGAACAUUCAGGGAGCUGCGAUGAUGCUUUAGCAUCACUGGUUGACACAUUGACCCCGUUUAAAAAACAUUGCUACAUGAAGAUAAAGCUGAAUGAUUUCUUCCAAGGAAAGAAAAACAGCCUUGACGUUGAAGAAUGUGUUCUUCAAAUGGACUUUGCACAGAAUUAUGCUCUAAUUUCACAAGAUGAGGUACAGAGUGCACACUGGGCAAGUAACUAUUUGCAUUUUCUGCAUUUGGUUUGCAAACCAUGAAGUCAGCUCCUAUGCAGUCAUCAGUAACGACCUUUCACACACAAAAUAUUCCGUGUGGACUUUUCUUAAAACUGUUAUAAUGGAGAUUUUUAAAAAAAAGAUUUCCUAAAGUUAAAAGAGUUUUUAUAUUUUCUGACAACUCUGCUGGGCAGUUCAAAAAUAAGUAUACUUUGACCAAUCUAAGUUAUUUUGAGAGAGGCUUUGGACUGACAGUUGAGUGGAAUUUUUUUGCCAGUUCACAUGGUAAAGGAGCCAUCGAUGGCAUUGGAAGUGCACUGAAGAGGAAUGUGUGGACAGCCAUUAGAUCUAGGAAAGUUAUUAUUAACAACACAAUUGAUUUUUAUGACUACACUCUGAAGAAUUUUUCCAAAAUUAAGGUACUACGGAUUGAUAAGAUAACAGUGGAGCAUAACAUUCCUAUUUUGGAUGAAAGGUGCAAAAAUUUAAAAGCGAUUCCUCAAAUCCAGGGCUGCCACCACUUUCAGCCUUAUAACACAACUGAUUUACUGGUUUCAAAAACGGCAGAGUCAUUAAUGACAAGGGUAUCAGUAUUUAUUACUGAGGAGGAAAAGGCUAAAACAUUACAUGCAAAAAGAUGCAUAAACUUCUAUGAAGUGUGCAGUUCUGAUGAUUCUGAUCAGGAGACUGUUUCACUAUCUGAAUCACAAGACAAUAUUGGAAGUGCUUGUGAGUUAUGCCUAACUAAUAAAAUUGAAAAGUCUGAUUUAAAAUUUGGGUUAUUUGUCUUGGUUGACAUUCCAAAUGACAAAAAGAAGCCAACCCUAUCCAAAAUUCAAUACCGUUACUUGGGAAUCUGCCAGAGUGAGGUUGAUGAAGAGGAGGAUGUGGAAAUAAUGUUUCUGACCAGUAGGAAAAACUAAAACACUUUUUAAACUAGAUGAAACUGAUGUUUGAUUUGUGAAAUUCAUCACGUACUAUCUAAGGUAACAACACCAGAAAUCAAACAAGUUCAAUUUUGAGUUGGAUGUUGCUGAAAAAGAUUAUUAAAUGAAGUUUUUAAACCUAUCAAUAAUAAUAAAACAUUUUUGUCAUAAAUUUAUUAGGCCUUCAAACUGAGGUAAAUGUUAAGUAAGUAACGAUAUCUUGGCCUAGUUGUACUAUAAAAUUGUAACAAUUUUUUGUGUAACAAAUAGCUUUAUUCUUCAAAUAUGUUUCCUUAAGUACAUACUUUUAUUCCAAAUAAACUACAAUACUUCUUUUCUUUUUAUGUAAUUG